This is a messenger RNA of Betta splendens (Siamese fighting fish), 3124 nucleotides long. RefSeq names its product general transcription factor IIIC, polypeptide 4 (gene gtf3c4). Gene Ontology annotation, biological process: transcription initiation at RNA polymerase III promoter. The transcript has 5 exons. The coding region runs from base 673 to 2997 and encodes 774 amino acids. The record is from RefSeq and is a predicted model, not a curated record. Gene Ontology annotation, cellular component: transcription factor TFIIIC complex. NCBI's taxonomy places the organism in Eukaryota, Metazoa, Chordata, Actinopteri, Anabantiformes, Osphronemidae. Gene Ontology annotation, molecular function: protein binding; histone acetyltransferase activity.
CUGACACGCUGUGGGACAUUCUGGCUUUUCCUGGCUGACACUCGUAUUAUUAAUGGUUAGGAUGUUUUAUGUGUUUCUUUGACACCAGCUCACAGGCUCUAUUCUGGACUAACGGCUCUAAAUUGUAUUUAAAAAUCUAGUCAUUAAGAAAGACACAAAACUUACACUGACAAUAUGCAUAUAAACGAUCAUGGGCAGUGAGGUGAGAAAUGUUUUAUAUAGUACUUGUUAGUAAUAGUAAUUGUUAUUGCGCUCUGGACAUACACCUGCAAAAGUCUCCUGUUUGCGUUCAUGGUGAGAUCAAUAAUCAGAUUUUAAAUUGGCGCGUUAGUGUGUUUUCAAACAACUGUCUAGUGUUCCGCAUGAGUUAUAAAUGACACCAGAGCUGCCGCCAAGUCACAUAUUUAGCUCGGUUUAAUCCGCUUUUGGUUUAUUAUUACCGGUAAAAUACACCUGGUUUGAAUGAGAAUUAAUGUGCUUCUUGCAUUUUUGAUUAUUGUAGAAAAAACAUAAUCAAAGUGCUUUUUAUAACAAUCUAAGGUUCUAUAAGAACGAUGCCCACUAGAAACCGGCGCUAGAAAUGAUCGCUCACACGUUGACAGACCUCGCGAAGGAAGUCCCGCCUCCCGCUCGUGUCGCGCGCAGUGACGUCAGUUCCUCCAUACGAAAAACAUGGCGGCUACCGGCCCAUCAGAAUCGGCUGAAUCCCAUCCCACAGAUAUAGUUAUUAAGACCGAGCCAGAGUGCGGGGACGCGCUGUUCUUCGGACAUGAGGACGUCGCGGUCAAACGGGACCCCGUCGUCCCGCUCCUGGCGCCGGUCAGCGGCCUGCACCCGCUCGCCUGGUCGCAGGACCACCGCCUGGCCGUGUGCACCACCUCCUCCUUGACGCUGAUGGAGCUGGUGUGCGACGUCCACAGCAACAAACAAGAGCUGACUCUGCACAGGACGUCCAUCCCCGUCCAGACCCACGCCUACAGACUGCGGGUGGGACCAGAAGAAGAGCUGGCUGAAGCAGUAGAGAAGUUCUCGACACAUCCAGACCCCACUGUGAGGCAGCUUUUUCUGGCAGACAGAGUGAUGAACCCAUCGUUAGAGGUGCACAAAGGAAUCAAAUACGCCAGCUGGUCUCCGUUGGGUUGUGACAGAAGUGGACGCUGUCUGCUCGCCUGUCUAACUCUUGACCAUAGACUUUCCAUUCACAACAGCCACAAGCGCCUGGAGUGGACCAUGCUAGUGGACCUCACCCAGAAGUACGGCGAGAGGUUAAAAGAGCGAGGCUUUGCCAAAAAAGACAACACGCGUCCACAGUCGAACCUGCUGGACGUUGAGGAGCUGCAGCGGCGCUUCCGCAUGCAGACUCCUCUCAGAAUGGAGUGGUCCAGCGUUUACACCAUCAAGCAGGUUCUGCCAGACAACACAUGCAUAGAUGUGGAGAUGGUCCUCCUGGCGGUGUUGAUGGAAAAUGGGGACCUUGUUUUGUGGAAGUUUGUGUUGCCCUUCGUAAACGGAGCAGAUGUUUUGUUUUACGACCUCAUCGAAUCGGGCGUCAGCAGGCCCAGUGACCUGGCCUGGUGGGAGUACGAGAACGCAGACCGCCGGAUGAGCGGCCUGAUCAUCGGCAGUGAGGUGGGGCCCGUCAAGAUCGUGCCUGUGAGUCUGACAGGAGUUAAGGGUUACUUUACUCUGCGACACCCUGUCAUUCUCUGGAAGGAGUGCGACGAGAUUGCUGUGGAAAACAUCAAAUGUGUCCCGAUGAUUCACCCGAUACGUAAAUCCAGCUGCAGCCUCAUCAUCGCCUCGCGCGGCUGCUACGUCUUUUGGUGUUUGCUCAUGAUUUCGCCAGCGGGGCUAAAUGUGCACAACUCCCAUGUGGCGGGGCUGCACUCGCUUCCUGUGAUCUCGCUGGCGGUCAGUCAGCACGGCGUUGCAGUGUACACGUGUUCCUUGGACGGUUGGAUUAAAAAGCUGACGCCAACAUUUACAGAAACAAGUUUGAUUUUCAAGCAGGAGGACAUGGUGCGACCUGAAAACCUAACAGACAGGCGAAUACACGGGAUCGCAGUGAGCUGCAACGGGGGCUAUAUUAGUAUGGUGAGCACACAGGGCAUGGUGGACAGCCACCACCCUGUCAACAGGACCUACCAGGUUCACUUUGUGACCCUGAAAUCGCCAGAAACAGCGGCAGCAAUAUUGCUGAAGUCCCCCAUCCAGAACCUGUACAAGAUGGCCGACCUGCUGGAUCUGGUGAGGUGGCAAAUAGUGAAAAGCAAAUGCAUCCCUGCCUCACUUCAAGACGAGCUUGAUCAAAAGAUCCAGGAGGUGGACUUGCCCUAUUUGUGGCGUUUUAAGCUGUUUCUGGUGCGCAUCCUUUACCAGUCACUGCAGUUGCCCUCUACAGAUCAGCACUGGCAGCCUACGCAUGGGGGGGGCAAGGUGUGUGUACAGGAUGAGGAGGACGGAGAGGACGAGGAAGAGGCCGCCGAGGGGGAAGGCAAGGCUGAAGAAGCGAAACAGGAGGACAGCAGAAAGGAGCAGGUGGAAGAGGUGCAGGCGUGGAUCAACGCUGUGGAGACUCACCUGCUGAGAGAACACAUGAAAAAGGUGUUGGGGGUGGUGUACCUCAACACCUGGAUAGCGCAGAACAUCAGCAUACCCACCUGUGGCCUCGUGGAGCACCUCGCCCAAGACACCAAGGACAGAGCUUCAGAGGUUCUGAUCGGACACAUCAGGAAGAAGAUGAACAAGCAGACGUUUGUGGAGCGCUGCAGCCUGUGUCAGGCGACGCUGCCCUUCACCGACCACAAACACGCUGUGUGUGAAAACGGCCACAUGUGGCUCAGGUGUGUGUUGUCAUACCAGGCCUGCCAGACGCUGACGUUCAGACGUUGCCUCCUGCUGGAUACCAUCGCCAGACUGCCAGAGCCUGAGGACCCAGACUGGAUAAAGAGGAUCCUGCAGGCACCGUGCACGCUCUGCGACUCUCCAAUGAUCUAGAGCUGGACGACCUCCGGCACCUACUUUCUCAGACGUCACUGUUUUCUGUGACAUUUUUGUAUUUGUUCACACUUCGUAUUGCUUUAUAUUAGUAUCUUAAAAGUGCAAAUAAAAGACUUUGAUUAUU